UUGAAUAGAUUUGCAGCUAACUUGAAGCAAGCUGCAGAAAGUGAUGGCCGGAUUAAGCGUUCUGUGAGAGAACAGUCAGCACUCAUGUCAAUCCUUGAUUGCCGUCCAGGACAAGGAGCUUGUCAUUUCCUUCAAUGGGAGGAUACUCAAGAAAUUACCACAAUUAAUGAUCUUGUAGAUGAAAGCAAACAUGGCAUAUCUGUAGAUUCUACUUCAACAAGCCAUGAGUUAGUCACUAAAAUGGGUGAUUUGAGUAUUAAUAAUUUAAAGAGGAAGUUUGAUUCACUAGAGAUGGAAAAUCCUCAACAUCUCCCAACUUCUGUGGCUGUACAUGAACAUUUUGAGAAAGAUCAAGAGCCUGUCAUAGAGAGGAGUGAACAUGAUGAGACUUCAGAGAAUUUAACAUCUACAAAGUAUAUUGAUCCAUCACGAGUUGAGGACUCUUCAAAUCUCCAAGACCUAGUUGUGCUGGAGGUUGAGUUGAGUUCCAUUAUGAAGAAAUCACUCCUAACUACCCAUCUGACUUUAAAGGCUGAGAUUCAUUGCGGACAGGCUGAGUUCUGGAGGCAGAUUACUGCUGCUGGAGACACUUCUACUGAAGUGACGGAUUGUAUAAGUCAAGUUUUAGGACUUCAUAUUCUGGGUUGGUUGGGCCGGCUUGCUUUCCCUCCUCCUUGAUGUUUAUUAGUUCUUCCACCUCGGCCUCUCUCUUGUGGUGUUUUCCCUAAUUUUGAUUCCAUAUUUGUUCCUCGAGAUAAAGAUGUGUCUAAUUAUGAAGGCUCUGCAGACUGCAUCUCAAGAAGCAGAAGAGGCAACAAAACUUUGUCAUCAAAGGGAGCAAAAGCGUAAUGCAGCCAAGGCAACCUUAGAGAUGGCAAGGAUUAAGCUUCGGCAGUGAUUGUAUAUUAACCAUUCUCGAUGUAAAAUACAACAAUGGUGUUUAUAUAUGUAGAUUAUGCUGUAUGAUAGUGUAGAUUGAUGAGUCUCCUCAGUCCUUUCCCCCUUUUCUCUUUCAAGGUAGAAACGCUAACUUGCUUUUUGCAAGCUUGGUAACUGAAUAUAGCUCAUGAAAGAAUUUGUUCUAAAUUACUCGCUUAUACACACAUGCAAACCGUUCUCUGACCUGUGCUUUUGGUCUUGUUUGAACUUUGAACACAAUGAUUGUAUAUAGUUGUUUCCAUUAGCCCCUGCAUUA
Messenger RNA from Quercus robur (English oak), 1195 nucleotides. RefSeq lists its product as uncharacterized. Bases 85 to 678 code for a protein of 197 amino acids. Lineage: Eukaryota; Viridiplantae; Streptophyta; Magnoliopsida; Fagales; Fagaceae. The record is from RefSeq and is a predicted model, not a curated record. The transcript is spliced from 4 exons.